AUUUGGUUGGUGAGACGAACACCGACUUAACGUAAUGAGAGAUUAGUUUCACAAUACGUUUGUUGUUGCCCAAGUCCGGAAAUUUAGUCGUAUAUCUAAAUACAUUCCCAAAACUUUAGCAUGUUUUAAUCGUUCCCUUAUACGCGGUUAGGCCUCCCAUCCCCAUCAUCCUGAAACAACGCAGCAGACAUGGUAGAGCCAACAACACACAAGUUUACAUCCCUUGAAGAGGAGCUGAGCUUCUGGAAGGAGCAGGCAGAGGCACAUCAGCUAAGGGCUGAUGUGGCUCAGGAGGAGCUGCAGGAGUUUCAGCAGAUGAGUCGAGACUAUGAAGCAGAACUGGAAACAGAGCUGAAGCAGUGCGAGGGUCGAAACAAAGAGCUGCUUUUAGACAACAACCGACUCCGCAUUGAACUGGAAAACAUAAAGGAGAAAUUCGAGACUCAGCAUUCCGAUGCUUUUAGGCACAUCUCAGCCAUGGAGGAAGAACUUGCACAAACCAAAGCAGUGAGAGAUCACCUGCAGAAAUACAUCAGGGAGCUAGAGCAGUCCAAUGAUGACCUGGAGAGGACCAAAAGGGCUACCAUCAUGUCACUGGAGGACUUUGAGCAGCGGAUGAACCAUGUCAUUGAGAGGAAUGCCUUUCUUGAGAGCGAGUUGGAUGAGAAAGAGAACCUGCUUGAGUCUGUUCAGAGGCUGAAGGAUGAAGCCAGAGACCUUCGCCACGAGCUGGCUGUACGUCAGAAGGAAAGACGGCCAUCCAGCAGCCUGGGCAAAGACACAGAUCGGGCAGAUCUGCCGUGCCCCUCAGCUGGUAACCCGUCCAUCCCCAUCACACCCUCCAAACCUCUCAGCUCAUUUGCCACACCCCCUGCCUCCAGUAUUCGACGAGGUGACGGUCUAACAGGGACUCCCCUCACGACGUCUGCUAGAAUAUCUGCACUCAACAUUGUAGGGGAGCUUCUGAGAAAAGUUGGAAAUCUGGAGUCUAAGUUGGCGUCCUGUCGAGACUUUGUGUACGACACCUCUGUCAGCAGACCAGCACUCCCGGCUGGCCCUGGUAGUCCUACUGGUUUAGAGGGAGGCCCUGAGGUGCAAGCUAGCAGCAUGAGCCCCCCUCCUCAGUACGACAGUUUAGUGAAGCGGUUAGAGUUUGGACCAGCUCCUCCGAGAGGCGUCUCCCAGGGUCCCCAGUCUCCGCAGGGAGGGGUCAAGAUUCUGCUAUGAGAGAGAAAAGGUCGAACCACCUCCCUCUUUCAAUAACCUGACCCCCUCCACCCGUCCCCUCUCCAUCCUUAAUAAACCACAGCAAUGGGACUUUGAACUGAACUGUCUUCCUUGUCGCCACGUGCCCUGCUGAACUAUUUUGAACAAGAAAGCCACUCUCCUCGCUCCGUGCCCCACAUUAUCAGCGCAUGGACUUCUGCUGCCUCAGGCUAGUAUAACAGCAUAUCUAUCAUAGCAAGCAGCACUACAGCUUGUGUAACAUCAAGGAGCGGGGAUUCUUCUGCUCAUACUAUAUCUUCUAAUGUAUCUUUGACACUGUGGUGAGUAGCAUCGAAAAGAUCCGUCUGUGUCUACUGAUUUGCUUUCUGUGGUGGAUCAAGCACAACAGGGCUGUCGAUACAUUAGUGGUCCCUGAGGACACAUUUAGGCUGGUUGCUGUUCUUGUUCGUUGAUCAUGAAAUAGGGACCCGAAUAAGGACCAGAGGUAUCAAAAACAGCCACUGGGUGUGACCCUGAUAGAGGGACCAAGAACCUGGAGUAUCAUUUAUACAAAGGUUCGAUCAUACAAAUAUUGUUUAUGACCAAAUCCAAACCAAAGCUGUGAUAAAUGGAAAAACUGGGUAUAUUUACAUGCACACUAAUAUUCCACUAUUAUUCCAAAUGUGACAACAUUCUGAUUUAGGCUUUUUUUUUCCCUGAAGGAAGCAUUUUCCGAUUAAGACGUGGGAUAUGAUGGUAUUAUUUGGGUUUUAGGAACAUUCUGGAAUGUGCAUCUGAACUGUGGUUUUUACCGCAGUUUGCGUCACGCAGCCUCUUGCCCGUUUACAGUUGGCUUUGUGUGUUGUUUUGUACACAAACCAACUCUCCAACAGUUUGCAAGGCUGGAGUAGAGAUGUAUACCCUAAAGGAAGGCUAGCAUUUCUGGUCCUAAGGAGAGACACACCUGCUUUUAAACUUUAUGAAAGAUUUGGAUAUCAGCAUAUUUUUCUGAUAGGUGCAAAUAUCACAACGCUGACCCUUUUAAGAAGGUCGUUCAAGUUAUGAUAGAGAGGCUGUGUUCGCACGGUCAAACAAGUCAGCCACUGGCGGAAAACUUUGAAAAAAAUCCUGGCACGAGUGACAGCUGCAUAUCUUGAUGUCAUAAACGACAUGUUAGGGCAAGUUAAUCUGCGUAUACAUGGCUGCCAGUAACAUUAGUGCAAUAUUAAUUGUUAAUAGCCAUGUAAAUGGCUUAGUAGGAAUAUUGUCUUUUUUUGGAAUAGGGGGAAAAAAGAAUGGAAUAUUUUGUGCAUGUAAAUGUAGUCACUGCUCAGACAUAAAAGUUAUAGGUUAGUGGUUUUUCUCUUUAAGGCUGAUAUAAAAAACAUGGUCAAACUCAAUUCAUUUCAAUAACAAAGUCAGUUUUUGUGUUUUUUUUUUUCCUUUAAGCUAUGGGCUUAAGUAAUGUAGCACUGAACAACACUGGUAUGAAUUAACUUCUGUUGUGGAGGAGCUAGAUAUUGGCAGGUGAAAGGAUGAGUAGGUAUAGCUGAGGCUGGAGCAGCUGCGUGACACGCCCACCAGUUACAUGACUCGCCCGCCAUACUCGCAUGUUAGUCCGCGGUCAACCCCUUCAAUCCUUGGUUGUGAAGCAGAAGCCCUGAAGAAAAUGCUAAGUUACUGUUUAGCAGGUUAUGAAGUGUUGGUUUAAAAAAGAGACGGUUAUGGUAAGGGUAAGGGUUACGUCUCAUUACUUACAGGGUGACUCACGUCUUCAUGUGUAAUGAAUUCUAAAGUGGAUUAUUGCUGUGUUUGGUCUAAUUUAUUCACUACAAAGUGGCGUUGUAGCAGGGCUCAAAUAACCGUUGCGUUGGUGGGUUUGUCCUGUACUGGUGGUGGGCGUGGUUUGCAGGGGUGUGUCGUGUAGGCUCCGAAGGGAAUGAGGCUGCAGCUAUAUGUCUCUGAAAAGAUGAUUAAAAUCACUUCUCCAAGCUGAGCUCCUAAUAUUUGUUUUCUAGGAGAGACUUAUUGUUGUCCACAGCUGCAAAAACUUCUAGUUGAGAAUGGAUCAGUCGCUGCCAGGAAACUAGUGUUAGCAUUUUAGCCAUUGCUGCCUUCAUCAAUGUUAUUACCUCUUCAGUUUGUAAGCCUUGCUUUGCUGUCAUCGCUCAGAUAGAUGAAGUGGGUCGUCUAUUCCUCAUGCUGCAGGUGUCUAGGAAUGAAAUAUGGUCACUUCCCUUCAGGCUAGUUUAAUCUCACAAAGUAUCAGUUUGACCCAGGUUCAUUGUUUCACCUCCUUCCUGCCAUUGCACAGGCUUGUUUAGCCGGCUCAUUAUUUUCUAGUAUGCAAGGCUUAUGAAUGUGAAGUAUAAGAACAGGUUUUCUGCAGAUUUAUGAUCUAGUGUCACCAAUAACUUUUGUACUGAUUUAAGUUGACUGUAGAAGUUAGAGCGGCACAUGUUCACUACUGAAUGUAUAGUAAUAAUUCUCUAAUAGGUGUGAGACCUCCUGUCUGCCAUCAGGAGCUAUAUGGUGGGCGAAUGAGGAAAGAUAUUAAGCAAUAAUAGAUUUGAACAGGUCAAAGAUAAGCACAGUUCAUAGUAUAUUUGUGUAGGUAUAUAUAGAGCCUAUAUUGAGUGUCCUUUUCCUGCCUUUUAGUAAGAGAUAUUGUGAAUGGAGAAGUAAGAGUGGUUAACAGAUUUAAUGUGACAUUUGUGCUUUUCCCUUAAAUGUUUGUGGUUAUUCUGUCACUACUGCCAUCCAGCAGCUCAUUAAUAGUAGUUUGGAUUUUUUGAAGUGGGGUUGUGUGAGGUACCUAUCCAUAGUCAGUGUAUUACUUACAGUAGAUGUCAGUUGGCCCUCAGUUUGGAGAAGUGUCAGGAGUACCGACAAGGAAGCUAAGCAGUGCACUACUAUGGAGGGGUCAGCAGCAAAACAUAUUUUAGCUACCUAAAAUAAUCAAUAUCACUUAAAGUGUCAUUAUAUUGAGAGUAUUUUCAGUUCUUUACCGUAGCGUCAGAGAGUGAUUUGCGACAGGCAACUGAAGCUGUUGUGUCGCUCUCUUCAAAGCCAGACUCCUUUUUGAAAAACGGUGCUUUAACAUCGCUGUACACAGGAGCUUCUGGUCCGCUGCUGCCUCCAUCAAUUAGUUUGUGUUGUUACGUGACCUUGGUGUCAAAGAGGAACAGUUUGGGUUCACCAAAGUCACACAAUAAUGCAAACUAAUUAACUUAGCAAAGCACCGGUAGACCUGCAGUGUCUGCACCUGCCCACACCCACGGCCUGGAAGGGGUGGGAUGCUUGAUGAGGGCUGAUUACAUAUGUAGAGCAGUCACUUGUGGUUGCAGCACAAAUCUACACAAAAAUUGCAAAUGCUUUUCAUGUUUUGUGGCAUGUUUUAAGGUAAAUAAGUUUACCUAACUUGGUUGUGAUUGGCCAGUGAGCCUGCACGCUCUUAUGCACACUUCAAAUGACAGAAAGGGCCUCUAAAAAGAUAGACCUUAUGAACAAAUUCAAAUUCCAACAAAUUGCAGGACCUGCGGUUUAUUUUUGACUGCCAUUCCUGCAAGAUUUGUGUUGAUCCAAUCCCAAUGCAGUCCUCUAACCGACACUGACAGAUUUGUGUAGUGGCUAAAAUAUAGUUUGCUGCUGCCUCUUAUCUACAACAGUAAAUUGCCUAGCUUCAGUGUUGUUACUCCGACUGACAUCUACUAAUGCAAUACACUGACUAUGGAUAAGCAUCUCGCACAACCCCACUUCAAAAAAAUCCAAACUAUCCCUUUAGGCAAAUACUACAGUACAUAUCUAAUAUCACAUCGUCACUGUAUACUGCAGUGUAGCCUGUGUGUAGAGUUGUGGUUAAUACAUGUGAGAACUGGAUAACCUGCUCCUCCUUGCUGUUUAACCUCCCUUAAACUAACAUGAGCUAACUGUAAUUGUAAUCCACGACCACUGUGUACUGGGUGUUCGUAUACAGCACCUCUGCAACUGCUUCUGUAUUUGGACUUAAAACUGUAUGUGCCUGAGGUACUAUACCCAACUCUGAUCCUGUUGAUUUGUUUUUCUAUUGAACUGAUGAGAUGGGAAUAAUGUCAUGAUGAUCUUUGACGUUACUGACCAAGAUGGAAACAUUAAAAGGAAAAAAAAAAGUUUUUUUUAAAGGUCUUUAUUUCUUGUGCAGGUGGUUCAACAGUAAUACGAUACAAUUUGUGUCAUGUAAACAUCAGUUGGUUACAUAUAACAUGAUCAAAUGAGGAUGAGUUGGUUUAGGGUGAUCUUUUUAAACAUGUACAGUAAAUCAGGACAAAAAGGGGAAGAAAUACAAAAUUAAGAUGUCCAAUACUGAAGUCUGGGUCUUGAUUUUAUAGUUAACCCUAAACCCUA
Molecule: messenger RNA, 5589 nt
Organism: Epinephelus moara (kelp grouper)
Lineage: Eukaryota; Metazoa; Chordata; Actinopteri; Perciformes; Serranidae
Product: nuclear distribution protein nudE homolog 1-like
Exons: 9
Coding region: 190-1227 (345 amino acids)
Biological process (GO): cell migration; establishment of mitotic spindle orientation; centrosome localization
Cellular component (GO): centrosome; kinesin complex; kinetochore
Molecular function (GO): microtubule binding
Source: RefSeq, a predicted model, not a curated record